AUGUCCAACUACAAUAGCGACAGUCAAAGCUCCUCUUCUGGUACCUCAAUGCCGGAUCUUGUGGCGGAAGGGUCCACCAGAAAGGAAAAGGAAGCUAGACUGCACUUUCCUUGCAAGGUUUAUGAUAUGUUGGAGGAUGCCGAUCAACAAGGUCACAAAGACAUUGUUUCUUGGAACGCAAGUGGAACAGGUUUCACUGUACACAAUAAAGAUCUAUUUACCAAGACGAUUAUCCCCCAGUACUUCAACCAGACCAAGUACAAGUCCUUUCAGCGACAGCUAAGUCUGUAUGGAUUUCAACGGAUCACAGGGGGUGAAAACAAGGGCUUGCGGUAUCAUGAAAAGCUUCGACGAGGAAUGAGAGAUCUUUGUCGAUCAAUGAAGCCAAUAGGUUACAAGCCGCGAAGUUCUGAAGCCAAGGAAGUCAUGAAAGCACUCUCUUCGCCUUCUCCUCUCCGUGCGAUGGACGACGCACUACCAGCUGUCAUCUCAUCGAAUUCCUUGCCAGAGAGUGAUGGGAUUGAAAAGGCUGCAUUGAUUCAAACUUUGCAUGCUCCUGUCGAAUUUACAGCAGAUGGCUUUCCAGAAAUGGGUUGCUUCGAGGGCAAGACCUUUUAUCUGAUGGACUCGAGAUCUUUUGCUCACCUUACCAAGACAACCACUACAACUGCCGCCACCACUACUGCUGCUACACAGCCCGUUGCUCCUACUCGACCAUUACAUAAUGCCGAUACAAGACCUGUCAUGAUAGACGGUCAAAUGAAGCGAGCUUGGGAAAUCGGCUUCGAAAUGGCAAUGGCAAUGAAGACUGGACAAAAUUCCAACCACAAUCUUGAACAUGCCGGGAUCGAUCUUUCCAGCCACCAACAACCUUUAUAUGUCGAAUAA
This is a messenger RNA of Cylindrotheca closterium, 888 nucleotides long. The record is from the annotation of a GenBank genome assembly. Lineage: Eukaryota; Bacillariophyta; Bacillariophyceae; Bacillariales; Bacillariaceae.